AUGUCAAAGAUUCCUGCAGAUGUACUCGCAGUUUACCAGCAUGGGCAAGCUUCCAGCUGGAUAGUGGUUGUCGUCUUCGCCAUCUUGUCCGUCGUGGCAAUGGGUUUUUUUCUUGCCCAUGUUUCUUGGAUUUCUCUUCACAUGUACCUGGCCGCGCGAGGUGUUGCCGCGAGUCAAGAGAGGAAACGAUCCUUCUUCCAGACACAGCUAGGAGUUUACACGGUGUCGUUGUUGCUCAGCAAUUUUAUAACAAGUAUCGCAUUCCUGAUUAAUGCGCGUUGGUUUGAGUUGAAGAGAGUGGAGAGUGGAUCACUGUGCCAUUCGCAAGCCGUCCUCAGGCAAAUAGGUGGUACUGCGACUGCCUAUUUCACUGGAGCAAUUGCCGCGCAUGCAUUCAUCAGUCUCAUCUGCCAUCGGGCUAUGCCUCCCUGGUUCAGCUCCGCCGCAGUUGCAUUUGGGUGGGCCAUAUCUAUAGUCAUUGGUGAGGCACCUGCUCCUGGUGUCCUUCCAUUGUUCGUCAAAAGCAACAAGCUUGGGCUAGCUUACGGCUUCAAUGGUCUAUCGUGUGGGAUAUCGCCGGGAUACUCUGCAUUCGAAGUCGUGUUGACUAUUGUUCCAGAAUUUCUAGCGAUUUUGGUAGCAAUUGCGGUGUAUUGGCUAAUUUUCCUUGUCCUCGGAGGGGCACUAUCGAUUCAUCAUGGCCUGAAACUCUGCUUGAAGUCCGACGCGAAUGAGGGCGGUGCCAUUCCUGCAGGCCAGUGUCCUCAAUAUUAUCGGUUCGUCAAGGCAGUGGCGAAGAGUUUGGUCUGGUACCCUAUUGCGUAUACGUUCUUUUCAUUUCCCUCGUUAGUAGUCAUCAUGAUGCGAGCCACGAGAGACCAUGUCCCAUUCGGCUUGCAAGUGUUCGCUGACACCAGUUCUGCAAUGCUUGGGCUUGCCAAUUCACUAGUGUUACUCCGCACUCUUCGCAUUCUGUCUCCUUAUCUAGUGACUCAGUUGCCCCAGGAUGCUCCUCUGGGUGACUCGGACAGCUUUUUUGCGCCAAGUGCAUCGCCAAUUGAUCUUGAAGUUGGAGCAACGGAACGCCAGCAAUCCGGUGGCAUUCAAAGGAGGCAGAUAUGUUCCUCUAACCCGGAAUCACUGAUGUCUAUUUAUUCAAAUCCAUCAAAGCGAGAUUCUUUGCCAGUGUCGGUGUUAAAAGCGUUGGUCGAUGCCGUAUCCCAUGUGGCAACAUCUCACGCCUCACUGAGUGGAACUCAAAAAGAUUUUGCGCCCAUUGCUUCUACUGGAAACACAAUUGACCUGGUCUCUCCAUUUACUCUGUCAUCGACUAUCCCUCAUCCUACUCCUACCAUCCAGAGACCAUCUGCUAUCCCACUUCUUCGCCGUUCGACGCUGAUGAAGCCGCUCCCCCCUUCGCCUUGCCAGUCCAAGUCUCCACUUCUCCUAGAUUCGACCAUAGAUAUGCCGCCACGCUCGGCUUCUUCGUCAUUCUACGAGAGGCGUCAGAUUAUACCGGAGGACAUCGAUCCUGGAAAGACGCAGCCGCCGACAAAACCCGGGACCCGUCCGAGCACGAUUUCCAUCUCGUCCAUGCACGAGCACAUGGCUGCUUUAUCGCCACCUUCAUCCCGUAGUCCUCGCUUCCGUGGCGGUGACCUGCCGAGUGAUCGGAGGCAGACAAUAGCGAGCUCGACCAGUCCAUGUCGUGGACUGCCUGCCAGUCCCCGCAUGUUCAAGAUGCAGCAGGAAAUGGCCCAGGUCAGCUUGCCAAAUCUCCCUGCGGCGGUCAAGCACCCGGUGAUGCAGCCUCUACCCACUGCGAAAAGAUCUAGUGUGCAAAGGCCCUUUAGCUAUAACAUGCAAUUGUCUCACGCAGCUGUACCAUCCUCUCCAGCGUCCUCUCCAGCGAAAGUCGCGGGCAGUAGGCCUUUACCCAGGGUCUCUAUGAUUGGGGCAUCCGCCUUUGCCUCUAUUCCGGAACCUCCCGCUGGCACUCUGGCAUCACGUCGUUCGGUGCGAACCACUGUGUCAGCCAGUUUAACAUCUGCCAGCGGAUACAUCUGA
Molecule: messenger RNA, 2067 nt
Organism: Fibroporia radiculosa
Lineage: Eukaryota; Fungi; Basidiomycota; Agaricomycetes; Polyporales; Fibroporiaceae
Exons: 9
Coding region: 1-2067 (688 amino acids)
Biological process (GO): adenylate cyclase-activating G protein-coupled receptor signaling pathway
Cellular component (GO): plasma membrane
Molecular function (GO): G protein-coupled receptor activity
Source: RefSeq, a predicted model, not a curated record